Myxocyprinus asiaticus (Chinese sucker) is the source of this 3689-nucleotide messenger RNA. RefSeq names its product ras-like protein family member 10B. The record is from RefSeq and is a predicted model, not a curated record. Gene Ontology annotation, molecular function: GTPase activity; GTP binding. The coding region runs from base 397 to 1080 and encodes 227 amino acids. NCBI's taxonomy places the organism in Eukaryota, Metazoa, Chordata, Actinopteri, Cypriniformes, Catostomidae. The transcript has 4 exons.
UUUACACACAAGAGAGAACGAGCUCAACCACCCCACUCCGCUACAAACCAGACUCUCAGCCUUUUCUCAUUCAGUUAACAUGUGACGCUGACCGGUGAUGCGCGAGGUUCAUUUCACGCACUGGCGCUGAUUUAUCAGUCCGUUCAGCGCUGACGGCGAGGUCUGUAUGACGUGAAAGAGCAGGAUAUUCCUCCAGGACAGUUUCGAGAUUACUUCUGCACCUGAAUGACAUCAGAAAGUGAGGACUCGUGAAAACUCGGUGCGUCGAUGAGAAAGAAGAAUGCAACUUCUUACCUGCGCAGAAGAGGCUGCUGGCGUAUGAUUGGGACUGUGCUGUGGCCACCACGGCUUUCUGUGCUCAAGUCAGGACUAUGUGCUGCCCAUGUGCCACUCUAAAUGCACUGGCCAGCAGUUUGCGAGAGCAGGGAGGAUGGGGCGGCCCACCGAGGGCGAAGCGGAAGCCGGGCAAUGCCCCCUACAUUCCGGAUCGCGGUGCUGGGGGCUCAGGGGGUGGGCAAGACGGCCAUUGUUCAGCGCUUUCUGCGUGACGACUACAGUGAGGUGGCAGUGUCCAGUAAGGCACGGAGGGUGCAUAUUUCUGCCGCAGUACUUAAUGGACAUGUGCAUGACCUUCAGAUCACAGAUUAUCCAGCCGUCAGCAGCUUUCCUGGCAGCACUCUGCAGGAAUGGUCAGAUGUUUGCUGUCGAGGCAUUCGAAGCGCUCAUGUCUACAUCCUGGUCUAUGACAUCUGCUGUUUCGACAGCUUUGAGUAUGUCAAGACCAUGCGGCAGCAGAUCUUAGAGGCCAGGGUCAUGGGCUCUGGGGAGACGCCCAUUCUGAUUGUCGGCAAUAAGCGUGAUCUUCAGCGAGGUCGCGUCAUUCCUCGCCACAGUGUAUCUGACUUAGUCCGAAAAAGCUGGAAGUGUGGAUAUGUUGAGUGCUCUGCCAAGUUUAACUGGCAUGUUUUACUGUUGUUUGGAGAGGCUCUCCACAGUGUGGGUUGUGCCCGCUGCAAGCAUGUCCAUGCUACCAUCCGUUUCCAACGGGCGCUCAGGAGAGAGCGUUGUGCCCUAAUGUGAGCUUCCAGUCUACUUUUGUAAUGCCCAAUUGAAAACUGAUGUUUUGGGCUAUGGAUGCUCCAUGAUUUCUUGGUCUGCUUGGAGAGCUGUGAAAACCCUCUUGCCAUGGAACCUGUGAUUCUAAUAAUGGAAAGACUUUAAGCAGGGAGUCCCUGUUGCUUCAUUACCUAAGCCUUCAAACUGAUUUCUCCCCCUUUGGCCCAGAAGAAAAAUACCAACAUCUCUGUUGGUAUUCAUCUUUUUCCAUAGAAACGACCAAAAAACUACCACAAAAAGUUGGUAGAAAUCAACAAAAACAGCUUUACAAUAGUACAGUUGUGUCAUUGCAUACAUUCAGGCCAGGACAGUACAUCUAAAUGCUUAUGCUGAGCCUACGCUAAUGGAUCUUCCAGCACCUGUAAGGACAAGUGUCUCCCAGCUCUGGUGUCCAAAGAGGCAUGUAUUUCUGCAAUACUCUACAAAGACUGUAUGUUCUAUGCAUACUUAAAUGUUGUUAAGGCAUUUCUAUUUGUCUUGGUUUGAUAAUGUGUCUUAUUACAUGGCUCUCUGGAAUAGUCGAGUCUGAUUGGUCAAUGGUGCCAUCUGCUGGUCUGAAAUGUCUGAGUAACAACCGCACAUUCGGGGAUUAAAACAUAGCAGAUGAUCAUCCAGGUAUUGCAAGUCAUCUUUGCUACAUCUCGUAGCACUCUGCGAUCUCUACAAGUAAGAUAAUAGAAUUAUUUAAACUCAUGUCAAUGUUUCAUGUCCAAUUAUUAUUUAUUUGGCAAGCAUUCUUGUAAUAAGCUGGAUAAUGAGCAGUCAGAGGUUCAUUUUCACAAAUAAAUACCAACAGAACUCCGACGCAAACCGGAGAUGGAAUUCGGCUGUUCAGCGAUUUCUUCUCACAUAAUUACAUAAUUUCAAUGCAAAUCAGUAUUUUAUGUACAUUUAUUUAUUUAUUUGGUUUGUAGCUGUGUAACAAGUGGGAUAAUGUACAGUCAACCAGUUGUUAUUACAAAAUAAACCCUGUUAGUGUGUGUAUAUUUAUUUUACAGUAACAACUGGCUGACUGUACAUUAUCUCUUUCUUAUCCCACAAAUGUACUUUCAUUUAUGCCAAUUUAUGCCAAGGUAUAAACAUUUGCCCAACUUUGAAACACUGUAGACACAAAUGAAGUAAUUUAACCCAGUGAUGGGGGAAGAGUAAAAUAUCCUUUGAAUGUUAAUGUGCUAUGAAUGAUUGAUCUGGCAUAGUGGAACCUUUUUAAGUUUCACUUUAUUUUUCAUGCAAAGGUUUGGACGAUGUUUGUGUGAGGUGAGUUAAAAAGUAAAAAUAUCGCCUUCUUUAGAGGUGCUCUAAGCGAUGGAAGCCAGACUUAGGCCACGUCCACACUACUAAGUUUUCAUCUAAAAACACAUUUAUUUUGCAAAGUUUAUGCCUCUCAUCAACACUGGAGCAGCGUUUUCUUCCACCAAAAAAAGAAGACUUUCGAAAAUACUCUCCAUAAUCGCAUACUUUGGAAAACAAUGACAUUAGGAAGUUUAACGGAUUAGUGUUGAAGGGAUCUUAGCCACUGAAUUAGACAUGCCCCCUCUUUCUAAGGCCAAUCCACACUAAUACGUUUUCAUAAGAAGACUCCAUUUUCAGCUUCCUAACAUCAUCUUUUUAUCAAAGUAUGCGAUAAUGGAGAGCAUUGUCGAAACCAUCAGUUUUUGGUGGAGGAAAACACUGUUCUAAUGAGGAUGAGAGGCGUAAAUGCGGCGAAAUCAAUGCGUUUUCAAACGAAAAUGGAUUAAUGGGGAUGUGGCCCAAAACCUCGAGAAGAAUAUAGCUGCAGGCCAAGCUCCAAAAAGAGGCGGGAGCUCCAAAAAGAGGCGAGAGCUCCAAACACCAGCAAAGAUAUACAGAGCCCCUAACUUAACACUUUCCCUAAGGUGGAAAUGAUGCCCCCUUUUGGAGUAGGCCCAACCCCCUUCUGGAGUAACCACACCCCUUAUGGAGUAACCCCACCCCUUCUGGAGUUACACCGCCCUUUUUAGAGUUUCCAUCUUGUGACCAACACACAAAAUGACUGACAGGCAGAAUGUCCCUCAAAGUCCUCUGAUUUGCUAAACAAAACACCUGAUUUUGGCCCACGGUCACAUUUUUGUUUGGUAUUUACAGACACUUGCGCUGUCACAGAAUCAGGAUACCUUCUUCACUGAUAUCUGUCAAGUAAAAGGGAUGUUUUCUGUGUGCCAUUCCAUUUAAAAACAAAUCACUAACAGCACCUUUAAUGAUUUUACCCAACACAUCUUUGUAACAAAUACACACCACAUUUUGAUCAAAUACAUGUUAAAUACAAAUGUCUACAUCUAAAGAGCACAGUAGUAAUAAAUGGCUGGACUCUCAAAAUGCAUUCAUUCUCUUCUGUGUGAUUUAUGGAGAGAGUCCAACAUCAAUACCUACAUCAGUGUCUCUUCUUCAGAGGCAGGGUAAUGUAACUGUCCUACUAUCUAAAAUGCACUCAUUCAGUAGUAAAAAGGUGAUUCACAUCAAAAGAACAUAAUAGUGUGGAAUAUUGAAGUAAAGACUGUACUGGUUUGCACUCAAGCUUACUAAUCCAAGUAAAUAAAUAUUUAUUGAAUAUA